Molecule: messenger RNA, 2295 nt
Organism: Macroventuria anomochaeta
Lineage: Eukaryota; Fungi; Ascomycota; Dothideomycetes; Pleosporales; Didymellaceae
Product: MFS general substrate transporter
Exons: 3
Coding region: 313-1848 (511 amino acids)
Biological process (GO): transmembrane transport
Cellular component (GO): membrane
Molecular function (GO): transmembrane transporter activity
Source: RefSeq, a predicted model, not a curated record
AUACCAUAGCAUCGGGCAAACAUCUCCUUUGGAGUUAGAGCCUCCAUGCAUCUCGUGAACCCCGGGGUAGGAGAGGCAAAGUCUGGGGUAGACUAUGUGGGUGUCGGAACGGGUGUGGGGCAAUGAAGGAUGGGGUAGGAGAUGAGUUCUGGUAUAUGAGACUUGAGUCCCUCAUCCUUGUUUGUGUUCAACAUCUCUUCUGUCCUUUUUCGCUAGGAUCAGUCGACCUCAACAGCUCAGAGCCUCUCUUCCAUCUCUAACUCAUUUCAUCCUCACUCAACCUCUCAAUACUCCAACUACCUCCACAUCACCAUGUCUCUCAUCGACGAGAAGGUCGGCAUCACCGAGAUCGAGCGCGUCGACUCGGCUGAGUCGAAUCUCAACAAUGACCGCAUCAACACAUUCACACCUGAGGAGCAGAAAAAGAUCAUCCGCAAGGUCGAUCUUCGUCUGAUCCCCACCCUCGGCUUCAUGUACUGUGUUUCCUUGAUGGACAGGACCAACCUGGGUGUUGCCAUGGUUGCUGGCAUGGGUGCCGAUCUCAAGCUCAACGGUGAGCGCUACAGCAUCAUCGUCCUGCUGUUCUUCAUCACAUAUGUCGCUCUGCAGCCUCCUGCUACCGUCGUCCUGCGCAAGCUUGGCCCUCGCAUCUUCCUCCCGUCGAUCGUGGUCAUCUGGGGAGCAGUCAUGAGUGGCUUUGGUUUCGUCAAAGAGUGGCAUACUCUUAUUCCGCUUCGUCUCCUGCUCGGUAUCUUCGAGGCUGGGUUCUUCCCUGGCUCCGCCUACCUCCUGUCCUGCUGGUACCAGCGAUUCGAGCUCCAGAAGCGCAACACCGUCUUCUUCCUCAUUGGCAUGCUGUCGUCUGCCUUCUCCGGGAUUCUUGGCUACCUCUUCUCCCUUCUUCAAGGCCACGGUGUCCAGGCUGCUCCCUGGCUCGGUGUUCACUACGGUCCCACCAAGGCCAAGCCCACCACCCCCGUCUCCUUCGGCCCUGGUCUUAGUGGCUGGCGCUGGAUCUUUAUCCUCCAAGGUGUCAUUACAGUCGUCAUCGGCUUGAUCGGAUGGUACUUUAUCGUCGACUUCCCCGAGCUCGCCCACAAGCCUGGCAUGGGUAAGAAGUUCCUCAACAAGGCCGAGGUCGAAUUCAUCGUUGCCCGCAUCGAGAAGGAUCGCCACGACGCUCUGCCUGAGGAGUUUAACCUGAAGAAGUACCUCACCAACGCGCUUGACCUUAAGGUCUGGGGCUUUGCUGCGAUCUUCAUGCUCACUACCACCAUCACCUACGCCAUCGCCUACUUCCUCCCCAUUAUCCUCAAGGACGGUAUGGGCUUCAGCACCGCUGCAUCUAACUGUCUCAUCGCACCUCCCUACAUCUUCGCUGGCUUCGUCAUGAUGGGCUUCGCAUGGGCAGGUGACAAAUAUCAUGUAAGAUCACCAUGGGUCAUCGCCAACGGUGUUCUCGCCCUCAUUGGUCUCCCUAUGAUCGGGUUCUCCAACAACGUCGGCGUCCGCUACACCGGAGUCUUCCUCGCGACCGCUGCCGCCAACGCCAACGUCCCCGCCGUCCUUACGUGGCAGGCAAACAACAUCCGUGGCCAGUGGAAGCGCGCUCUUUGCUCUGCCACUCUCGUCGGUGCUGGUGGUAUUGGUGGAAUCAUCGGUGGCACUGUCUUCCGCACUCAGGACACGCCCCACUACGUCCCUGGCAUCACUGCUUGCAUGAUCGCUGCUGGUCUUAUUGUCGUUAUCUCGCUCUUGAUGAAUCUGAAGUUCUGGAGGGCUAACAAGCGCGCUGAUGCUGGUGGUAAGAUUAUCGAGGGUCUUGAGGGCUUCAGGUACACGUUGUAAGCGGUUCAUGGGAUCGUUGGUAGCCAUAGCUAUCUAAUGCGGGUGUCCGCCACGAACAAUAUGUCUAUUCAAACCAAAUUUGCGUUCUGUCAUACCUUUUAAUGUGAUGUUCAAUGUUUCUAUGAUACUUUGCGUGGUCGUUACAGAUAGUCAUGUGUUCCCGGCCGCCCUGAGGAAGAAGACCGAGUACCUUCCGCACCACGUUCAGUCUACUUGAUGAGCAGAUAGGAACAGAUGUAGGCAUCAGGGUGCCGGGUUGGGUCGGCACAUGACUGGCAGAAAAGGAUGCAGUUCUCAAUCCAGGCCGAAGACUCACUGUCCAAGAUCAUCACGGGAGUGUAUGCAACAUGUUUGACUUCGAAUUAGUUGAUUACUUGACUAAGUACGGUGCAUGAAAUUUUCCACUUCGUCAUCCACCCCCAGAAGUAUUAUUAUGGUAGAAAGGAA